GAAGGAAAUAUGUCAUAGAACCAAAACCAUUAGAACAGACAGUACAGACAGCAGUUCAGAGUCCAGAAUACAUAAAUUAAUAAUAUUUUUAUUACCAAUCUGUUGCUGUUCACUAUAAAGUUUAGUGUUAGAUUAUCCACAUUAUGGCGAUAGUAACACGUAUUGACUUAUGAAGUGGUAAUAGGAUUGUGUUGUAAUUUUUUUCGUGCCGUGAAUCGUUUUACUUGCGCUAGGCUCUAUAAACGUUUUUAUUAAUAAGAUAAUUUAGUAUAUUUUCAACAUUUUGCGACCACAGAAUACUGGAAGAUACAGAAGAAUGGAAACAAAGAAUAUUUCUCAAAAGUCAGCUCAGUAUGAUAACUAUUUAAUAUUGUUUCAACCGAGAGUUGGUUAAGUGUAACAGAAUUAUAUUUAGGAAUAACCUUAAGCCUAGUGCUGAUUGCUGAAGAAGAAAAUAGGCCUUAAUUGUCGUUGGAAUGACAAUGUAUCUACAUCGAUGGUGUGUUGCAAAAUACAUUCAGUUAAAAGUUGUGUACCAAAGAACUAAUGAAAAAUGUGUAUCUUUUAUUAUGAAUGACGUUAGAAUGUUAAGAGCUACUUUUGUGAUAGUAUUUAUCUUAGGAAUAACAUGCUCUAUUUUUAUGAGCUUAUUUUUUGAUUACUUCAGAACUCCUAAAGAUUCUGUACCAGGUACCAAGAUUCGAGUGUUUUCACCAUUUCCAUUUGAACACAAUAUGGGUAUACUCAGAGAAGGUGGAGAACUCACCAAAGAGAGUCUUGAGCUGUCAAUCAGAAAAGCAGAUGUUGAACUAUCAGCAUCAACAACAGAAGCAUUAAGUUCACUUCAAGUGGCAUUAGAAUUGAAAAAUCUUGGCAAGAAAGAGAAAGCCCUUAAGCUUCUUGAGCAUGCUCUAGCUCUCGCACCCAAACAUCCAGACAUACUGAACCACUAUGGAGAGCUUCUGGAAGAAAUAAAAAAAGACAUAAUCAAGGCUGAUCAAAUGUAUUUUCAGGCUUUAAUGCAAUGUCCUGACCACCGUGCAGCACGUGCCAAUCGCCAGAGAGUGAAACAUGCGGUAGAGGAGUUGGACACUGCAUCUCUCCACCGCAUUGAUCACAAACGUGACACUGUCGCUGCAAUCCCUGAUUCCAACCCGGCACUGCGGCGCGCCAAGAAGGAGGCCUACUUUCAGCACAUCUAUCACACUGUAGGGAUAGAAGGGAACACCAUGACGCUGUCCCAGACCAGAUCUGUGGUUGAGACCCGAAUGGCAGUAGGAGGCAAGAGUGUGGUGGAACACAAUGAGAUACUGGGGCUAGAUGCAGCUCUCAAGUACAUCAACUCUACACUCAUAAACAAGUUGGGUGGUAUAAGUGUUGAAGAUAUAUUGGAAAUUCAUCGGAGAGUGUUGGGUUUUGUUGAUCCAUUGGAAAGUGGAAUGUUUCGCCGAACACAGGUGUAUGUUGGGGGUCACAUACCGCCAAGGCCCCGCCACAUUCCCCCGCUGAUGGAACAGUUCGUAGAGUGGCUAAACUCGGAGACAGCACAGCGCCUCCACCCUGUACAGUACGCGGCACUAGCUCACUACAAGAUGGUGCACAUACAUCCCUUCAGUGAUGGCAACGGUCGUACUUCCCGGCUACUCAUGAACCUCAUACUGAUGCAGGCCGGCUUCCCACCUGUCAUCAUACUGAAACAGAACAGGCACAGGUACUACAGAAUGUUAGAACUUGCCAACGACGGCGAUGUGAGACCAUUCAUCCGGUUCAUUGCUGAGAGCACCGAGCAGACACUGGACCUGUUCCUCUGGGCAACGGAAGAGUACACUUCGGACUUCCCCGCUAUCGGAUCUUCUGCCAGGACCAUUAUUGUGGAGGAUUAAUUUUAGAGUUUUAUAGCUAAGAACUUGUUUCCAAUAUACCACCUGCUCCACCGCAUCAUGUUUUUGUCUCUUUUAAUCAGUUAUUAUAUUUUAUUUUUCUACAGUAGAUAGUUUACAUCAGAAAGAUAUUAAAAGCAUUUCUUUUACAUGUAGCUUAAAUGAGAUUUUUGUGUUUCAUAUUUAUUCAUAAUGCUAUGCAUCCAAAUGCAUCCUCAUUGAAAGUCAUUUAACCAAAUAUUUCAAGGCUGUUUUUAAUAAUAUUACUGAUUUAAGUAAAAUUUAUUACAUGGUCAUUUAGCACAUAAUGUUUUAGUAUAGUUUUAGCCAGUUGUAAUAGCUGAAAUUAAUUGUGAUGCAAAGCUUUACGCUUAAUUUUAUUGUUGUGAGGUGUUCCCACCUAAUUUAUCUUGUCUUUAUAAACUAUGUAAACUAAUUUUAAAUUAAAUUGUUAUUAAGUUUUAAUUAGGCAGUGAUUUUUAUAAGUAAACAAGCACAAAAUUGCAAUUUUAUAGAUUUUAAAGCUCCAAUUUUUGGGUUUUAAAUUUAAAAUAAGUUUAUAGUAGAGUCCCACUAUUCCGAAAAUCCACCAAUUCCAAAAAGAGUUAAGAAAAAAAUACUGAUUUAAAAAUUUGUUUUGUUAAUAAUGAAUUUUAAAAUGAUUAAAUCUCCGAUUUCUAACUUUAAAACUGUAGAAAUUAAAAAGACGUUCUUGAAAAAUCAUACAUUUAUUGUUAUACAGAAUAUACUGUAUAAGGAAGUUUAUUAAAAGCGUAUCUGUGCUUAGAGCCUAGGUUAGAGGAAAACACUAAACUAAUUUAUACACACUUAAGAAGUAGUCAUUGACUUUUUUCUGACGAAGGAUUAGCGGGACUACUGUAUAUUUGUCUGCAUUGAACCCAUUAAUUAUUCAUUCUUCUAAUGUCCAUUUCUAAAAUUAAAUGAGAAUUCCGACCAAUAAUUUGAUAUCUCAGUUUUUCACGUACAAAGUUUAUUAAGAUCUUAUUUUUUGUUGAGGUUUGGAGGCUUAUACAUCACAACUACAGGUCUUGAGCGUUCCUGUAUAUGUUGGUAACACCAUUAUUACAGCAGAGUCCUGCCAACUUUCUGAUGUUCAUCCUUUGAGAUAGCUAGACAUUCAUUUUCUUUUUUGUAUUACAAAAUCUCGCUGCUGAAAUUUAAAACAACCGAGACUUAACUCAUCAUCUCAAUUUAACUUGUAAAGCAUUUGGAAUGAUUGGUUAAAUUCUGUUGUAUAAACAUUCUGGAUGGUUGGGCUGUAUUCUUUGUGUACAGUUCUAUUGUGUAAUAGAUAAUGUCUGUGGCUCAAUCAUAUUCCCUGUGAUGACCCUUCCCUUCUUAUCGAAAUAGCACAUAAACAAUGCAUGCUAAGUAAAGUACAUGUGUAUAUUUGGGACUGUAUAGGCAAUACCUGUCUCUGCAAUGAUUUACCAAUGUGUUAAUCAUGUGUAGCUACACGUUGGUAAAUCGGGACAAAAAUCAGAAUUUGGCCAUUUUCAUAAAUAUGAGUACAUUUUAUACUCGGUUACUGAAAGUACCAGGCACAGGUAGAAGCCACAAGAAAUAAUAAAAGCUAAGCUCACUUUUGUAGGUACUACGUGACGGUAAAAUUGAAAUAUUUAUCGUUUUGAUCCAAAUUUAAUUAUUAUAUGCGCAGUGCCAUGUAUUUCGGAAAUUAAAAUAGUUAUAAAGUUUGAAUUUAAUAUUUGAUUGUUAUUAAUUUCAAAAUUCCAACAUAAAUGCCAUUUUAAGUUGAAAAAGACUAUUAGGCGAUUGUUUAUUUUGAAAAAAUAUGCUCUUGGGAGUGAACAGGUCCUGUUUGUCCCUCCCGUCAGUGCGUAGACAUGGUUAUCUCUCCAAUGAGCUUUCCUAGUUAUCUUUUCUUGAUUUUUUUUGUACCACAAAAAGACUGUGUCAUUGGUUUGCUAGAGUUCCAAUUUUAUUUUAAUUUAAUUUUAAUUUUAAAUUUAAUUAAAUUUUUUAGUUAUAUUUAAAAAUAAAACGUCUUGCUCACUUGCUUCAGUUGCCUUGAUUGUUGUUUUUAAACGUCAAUUCCAAAAAAUUUUAUCAGUAUUCCUUAUAAUGAACUCCACAUGAGCAAAGUGAUAUUAAUUCUAUUCAGUGCAUAUUCUAGUAUAUACAGCUUCCUUCUAAUUGUAAAUGGUGAAAGCCGAUUCUAACUUUCCUCUAGUCUGAACUUUCAGAUAACUUAAACUGAGAACGAGCUAAACCUUUUUGACGUGUUACUAAUUUUCAUUAGUUUCUUUUUACUAUAUUUGUCUCUCUUGGAGGAAAAUCAUCAAUAAUGUAAAUAAAGUUUAUGAAAAGUUUUGUUUCACACCUCAAUCCAAAUAUUCGCAUGAGUCAUCUUAAUUUCACAGCAGUCCCUGUUCUCCUUUCAGAUUGACUUCCCACAUUUGUUUGAUGCAACUGUAACAACCAUUCUGGACUCUUGGCGUGUGACUUGUUCUGUGCUGACCUAGCCUUUUAUUUAUUUUGUGUAAACAUUGUUAUUCACAUCCCCUACAAGCCUGGGGCCCGAAUAGGCUUCACUGACCAGCAUAUAACGACAACAUCGUCGCUUCUGCUGGAUGUCCUCAGUGUGUGUCAAUUUGAAACCAACUGUUAUUACUAUAGAUCAAAAGUUGGUUUUGUGGAGAUGAUGACAAGACAAUCAUGUUUGUUAACUUCCAUGUUUCAGUACAAAUCACAAAAACAGGUUACAUGAUUUAGUGAAGUAACAUAAUUUUUAGAAAAUUUGCCAUCUGUUUAUUGAUCUGACACUAUUCUAAAUUUUACCCUUAUUUGUAAUGAAUAGAAAAUGAAAAAUUUAAUUGAAAAAGAAAUUUGUAUGGCUCUCUAGUUCUAUGGCAGAAUUACUUGCCAAAAAUAUACAUUUGAUUACUGUUAGUGUAUAUAAAUAGUAUCUUGCUAAACAAUAAGGAGAAGUGCUGGCUAUGCAGUCCGUUUGGCAUACAAUGAAUUAAGGUUGUUAAAAUAGAUUGUUAUAUUUUAAUUUUUGUAAAAAUCUUAAAAAUAUGGAUUUUAAUUUAAAUCCUUCCAACACGAACUAUAAUCAAAUUUUUUUACGGUAAAAAUACAAUUUUAACUGACCAUCUUAAUACCAUUAAUCCAUUGUUUUUUUUAUACAUUUAGUCAUUGAAAUACAACAUUUGAAUAGUCUGAUUUCCUCCUAUUUACUUAAAAUAGUUUUACUUACUAAAAACUUGAUUUGAAUGUAGGCAUUUAGAAGGUUUAUAAUGAACAUUAACUUAAACCUUAUUUGGAUUAAAAUACUUUGCUACAUUAAAAAAAAACCCGUGACGAGCACUAGGCAGCACAUUUUUCUGAACAUUCAUAGUUACAGUCCUAUAAAUGAAACUCUCACAUAGAUUACUGGUUCAAGUAAUUGUGUAAUGUUUGUCUUUGCCAAUCUAUACAGUAUUUAUAUCAUGGCCUAUCUACUUAUUGUUUUGUUGUCCAUGUGGACUUUUAUGUAAUCAUUCCCUGAAGAAAUGUAUUUCCUAUGUAGAAUAAUUGUUAAAUAAUAUUUGUUUAUAUAAUAUUAUUACAAAGUAGCUGUACUACUGCACAACUAAUCGAAAUCUUGUUUAACUGCCCUUUAUUCCAUCAUAGUAAGGAUUAUCCUGAAAACUGUGAUAAACAUGUAUUAUUCAUUAUUUAUUGUGUAUAAAUAACCUUGUUAUACUGAAAUAAAUCUUCUGUACAAAUGUAAACAAUUACGAAAUACACAGUAUUACUUGCCAA
This is a messenger RNA of Homalodisca vitripennis (glassy-winged sharpshooter), 5669 nucleotides long. It is a transcript of the gene Fic, whose product is annotated as protein adenylyltransferase Fic. Lineage: Eukaryota; Metazoa; Arthropoda; Insecta; Hemiptera; Cicadellidae. The record is from RefSeq and is a predicted model, not a curated record. Bases 477 to 1883 code for a protein of 468 amino acids. The transcript is spliced from 7 exons. Gene Ontology annotation, molecular function: protein binding.